UUGCAUAGACCUCCUUAUUUUUUUAAAGAACAUUUAUAUUUUUGUUUUGAGAGAAAGCUUAUCAUUUAUAUAAUUAGAUAUAAAGUGGUAUGUAUGUAUAAAACAAAUAAAAAUUGAAAAUUACGUUACAAAUAUAAUAACAAGGUAUUAGGUGAGUUUCACAUUAUUAUGAUUUAGACAUAAAUAAAACAUUAUAACGAAUAAUGAAGUUAAAGUAAAAAAAAUGUUUUUAGUUAAAAGAUUAUUAUACUUCAAGACAUAAAAUAUUUUUUAUAGGUUAAUACGUUUAUUUUACAAUUACUUUAGGUUCUAUUUUAUAUGUAAUUAUUUUAGAUAUUUUUUCUAUAUUAUAAAACUAUGGUUCUUUAAUCAAGAGUUUUUAUAAAAAAUUUAAAAAAUUAUUGACUAAAAAUAUAUAUAUAUAUAUAUAUAAUAUUAUAUAUAUAUAAAAAUAUUAUGGGUCCAAAUAUUAUUUGUGAUACAGGGACGUCUUUUGUGGACAUUUUGAAGGAAGGUGGAGUCUUGCCUGGUAUUAAGGUUGACAAGGGCCGUGCCGUUGAGCUAGCUGGAACCAACAGUGAGACCAUCACACAGGGUCUUGAUGGUCUUGGCGAACGUUGCAAGAAGUACUACGAGGCGGGUGCUCGUUUUGCUAAGUGGCAUGCACUCCUUAAGAUUGGCCCGAACGAGCCAUCAGAGUUAGCCAUUCACGAGAACGCUUAUGGACUGGCUAGAUACGCGGCGAUUUGUCAAGAGAACGGUCUUGUACCCAUUGUGGAGCCUGAUGUUUCUGUUGAUGGGUCUCAUGAUAUCCACAAGUGUGCAGAGGUGACAGAGCGUUUCCUUGCAGCUUGCUACAAAGCCCUGAGUGAUCACCAUGUGAUGCUUGAAGGAACGCUUCUGAAACCAAACAUGGUGACUCCAGGAUCGGAGAGCGCUAAAGUUGCACCAGAGGUCGUCGCGGAGUACACUGUCCGUGCCCUUCUGAGGACCGUGCCAGCAGCUGUUCCAGCCAUACUGUUCAUGUCGGGAGGGCAGAGCGAGGAAGAGGCGACAAGAAACCUGAAUGCGAUGAACCAGCUGAAGACAAAGAAGCCUUGGUCUCUGUCGUUUUGCUUUGGAAGGGCGUUGCAGCAGAGCGCGCUUAAGACUUGGGGAGGGAAGGAGGAGAAUGUGCAGAGGGCGCAAGAUGCGUUGUUGGUUAGGUGCAAGGCUAACUCUGAGGCUACACUUGGUACUUACAAUGAGCCUUCAGGUUAA
Brassica napus (rape) is the source of this 1260-nucleotide messenger RNA. Its product is annotated as fructose-bisphosphate aldolase 6, cytosolic-like. The transcript has a single exon. Bases 457 to 1260 code for a protein of 267 amino acids. Gene Ontology annotation, biological process: fructose 1,6-bisphosphate metabolic process; glycolytic process. The record is from RefSeq and is a predicted model, not a curated record. Gene Ontology annotation, cellular component: cytosol. Gene Ontology annotation, molecular function: fructose-bisphosphate aldolase activity. NCBI's taxonomy places the organism in Eukaryota, Viridiplantae, Streptophyta, Magnoliopsida, Brassicales, Brassicaceae.